Molecule: messenger RNA, 1041 nt
Organism: Trichoderma harzianum CBS 226.95
Lineage: Eukaryota; Fungi; Ascomycota; Sordariomycetes; Hypocreales; Hypocreaceae
Exons: 4
Coding region: 111-848 (245 amino acids)
Molecular function (GO): hydrolase activity
Source: RefSeq, a predicted model, not a curated record
AAGCAACCAGCCCCCCGAACAAUACGCUGUAGCCGAUACAGCUCGUCUCAGUUCGAUAUUACUGGUCGUGCAGUCGCUGGGCGGUCUCUCCAGACAGGUUCUCCAACAUCAUGGCUUCUAAUCCUCCCGGGCCUUGCUGCUUCACCGGCUUCAAGCAUGAAGGCACCCCUUCGGGCUCCCAGGAAUUGAUUGACGGAGUGAAGACGUAUAUUGCCCGUCCUCAAGGCGAUGCGAUAGAAAAGAAAGCAGUCAUUGUUAUCAGUGACGUUUUUGGGGUAUCUCACAACAGCAUGCUAUUGGCUGAUGACUUCGCCGCAAAUGGGUAUCUUGCCUUGCUCCCCGACUUGUUGGAGGGAGAGAACCUUCCCCUCGAUGUCUUUGAGACUGGGUCUGUGGACAUUCCGUCUUGGGCAGCACGCCACAGCCCGGCACAAGUCGAUCCGAUUCUUGACAAAAUUGUCAACUAUUUGCGCAGUAAUCAAAGCAUAGAGAGAAUUGCAGGCGCAGGGUACUGCUUUGGAGGCAAGUAUACUGCUCGCUUUCUCAAAGAAGGAAAGUUGGAUGUUGGCUAUGCAGCUCAUCCCUCAUAUAUAACAUUUGAAGAACUCGAAAGUAUAGAGAAACCAUUCUCUAUUGCGGCUGCAGAAAUUGAUCACAUCUUCACCCGAGACCUCAGGCAUAAGUCUGAGGAUACUCUCAUUGGCACUCAAAAGCCGUAUCAAAUUAACCUCUUCAGCGGCGUCGCCCACGGAUUCGCUGUGAGAGGAGACUUGACUAAGUCUCUGAACAGAUUUAGCAAAGAGCAAGCAUUUUUGCAAGCCAUCGGGUGGUUCAACGAGUACCUUUAACGUAAAAGUGCAAGGCACCUUCCGAAUUGCGUACACGACAAGACAAGACAAAAUGUGAAGGAUGAAAUUGCAAUCAAUAUACUAGCAAUAUUGAAACGAUGGAAAGUGCUGUAGUUUAGAAAAUCAGAAAGUGAAAUAGUAGAUGAAAAGCGACAGUAACCUGUAUUGAGGUAGAAUUCUUGCAACAGUAUCG